UCCACACAAGCAGAUUCUUGCCUGUUCAGAGAUAUAUCAUCCAGUAAGAUUUUUCAGUCACUGCUUGUAUUGCUUCCUGUCACUAUUUCUUCAAACCCUUGAAACAUCUGUAUUUCUGCACUUAUCAAGAAGUGUGUGGUAGAACAGUUAAUGGAUAGAAAUCUCUCAUCCAAGAUAAUGGCUGUUAUUUUAAUCGCGAAAUUAUUCAUUGAUCAUUCACCACAAACUCCUCAUCUUUGAUUACCAUAUUUUUCCACCACAAUUUGUGUUGACACUUGAGUGUAAAGAACUGCAGAACUUAAUAGAACAGUCCAUUGUUAUAUGCCUUUUUUUUUAAAUCAAAAUGGGCAAGGUCUCUGAAGCAUCAUCUUGGUAUCAACUCCUAGAGCCUGACAGAAUGCCACUCAACUUCUUCUUUCUCAUAUCUGUGGUCAUUUUCAUUGUUUACCGAAAAGGAGUGAAGAGAAUAAAAGACACACCAAGCCUGCCUCCAGGUCCACGAGGUCUGCCGGUUGUCGGUUACCUCCCCUUCCUCCGUCCCGACCUCCACCGCUGCUUUGCAGACUUGGCUCAAACAUUUGGCCCUCUCAUGACGAUGUGGAUUGGAUCCAGGCAAUGCAUAAUAGUGAGCUCGUCAGAGGCAUCUAUGGAGGUGUGCAGAGACCAUGAUGCCACCUUUGCAAAUCAUGACACCACUGCGGCUGCCAGAAUCAUCUCAUUUGGUGCGCAAGACAUGGUCUUCCAGCCCUACAGUCCCAAGUGGCGCACCCUUCGCAAAGUGUUUGUGCGGGAGCUGCUCAACACCAAGAUACUUGACUCUUUCCAUGCAUUGCGCCAACGGGAGGUAAGGAGCAUGGUCGAGGAGUUGCAUCGAAAAACAGGAGAAGUGGUGGAUGUCGGACAGGUGGCAUUUGUCACAGCACUCAACGUGGUCACCGCCAUGUUGUGGGGCAACUCACUGGCAGCAGAGGAGCGGGAGCGGGUUGGUGGUGAGUUCCGGGAGCUGGUGGAUGGUAUAGUACACUUAUUAGGUGUCACAAACAUGUCAGAUAUCUUCCCUGUGCUGGAAUGGAUGGACUUGCAAGGGGUGCAACAGAAAAUGAAAGAGCACAAAGAAAGGCUUGACAGACUUCUGAACAUGAUCAUCGAGCAGAGGAAGGGAACUCUGGAAGCAAGUGGUGAUCAAAAGAAGACGAAAGAUUUUCUUCAGGUGAUGCUGGAGAUGGUGAAAGAGGACCCCCAUCAGCUCCUGACCACGGACAACAUCAAAGGAUUAUUCGCGAACAUAGUUUUAGGUGGCACAGAUACAACAUCAACCACGGUAGAAUGGACCUUGGCUGAAAUGAUGAAUAAGCCUGAGACAAUCAGGAAAGCACAAGAAGAGCUCGAGUCAGUGGUAGGGAAAGAGGAAAUGGUAGAUGAAACACAUCUACCAAAAUUGCACUAUUUGGAGGCAUUGGUAAAAGAAUCGCUUCGUUUACAUCCGCCAGUCCCACUCUUAGUACCUCGUUAUCCCACAGCAACAUCCUCCAUAGGAGGAUAUAUGAUCCCAAAAGGAGCCAAAGUUUUCAUCAAUGCCUGGGCCAUACAUAGAAACCCCAGUGUCUGGGAAAAUCCAUCAGAAUUCAUACCAGAAAGGUUUCUAACGGGAACUAAUAGAUGGGAAUAUGGUGGUAGCAAUAACUUCAAUUUCAUCCCAUUUGGUUUUGGACGAAGAAUUUGUGUGGGCAUUCCACUAGCAGAAAAGAUGAACAAGUAUAUACUGGCUACAAUGCUACAUUCCUUUGAGUGGAGAUUGCCUGGUAACUCCAAACUUGAUCUUGUUGAAAAGUUUGGGAUUGUCUUAAAGAAGGAAAAGCCAUUAGUUGCUAUAGCUACCGCAAGGCCUUCUUGUGCAAAGCUUAAUAAGUAAAUAAAGUCAGACUAUAUUCUUGUAUGUAGUUUAAUCUGCUCAGAAGUAGUAAGCAACUCAAUUGAGAACUACUUGGGUGUGAUGUAAUUGGGACCUAGAGUGCGACCAGCACUGCAAGCAUUUAAAGAUCUUACAUUUGUGCUUAUAUUUUUUUUAAUUGGCAGAUGUCCUAAGAAAAUAUAGUAUCUUCAGUUUUUGUCA
This is a messenger RNA of Dioscorea cayenensis subsp. rotundata (Guinea yam), 2113 nucleotides long. RefSeq names its product flavonoid 3'-monooxygenase CYP75B137-like. The transcript is spliced from 2 exons. The record is from RefSeq and is a predicted model, not a curated record. Gene Ontology annotation, molecular function: monooxygenase activity; oxidoreductase activity, acting on paired donors, with incorporation or reduction of molecular oxygen; heme binding. NCBI's taxonomy places the organism in Eukaryota, Viridiplantae, Streptophyta, Magnoliopsida, Dioscoreales, Dioscoreaceae. The coding region runs from base 344 to 1912 and encodes 522 amino acids.